Molecule: messenger RNA, 1536 nt
Organism: Cladocopium goreaui
Lineage: Eukaryota; Dinophyceae; Suessiales; Symbiodiniaceae
Source: the annotation of a GenBank genome assembly
CUCACUCCCUUCGCCGCCCCGAUCUGACCCAAAGCGAUGGCUCGGGUGAGCGAUGAUGCACGUCAGAUGCUGGAGGGCAGCUAUGUAUACUGGAUGGCUUUGGACGACACCGUGCAGCGCGGUGAUUUGGGCGUGGUCGGGUCUGUGUGGGACUGCGAGGCCGGUGAACGCUACGUUCAUUUCGCAAACUGGGAAGGGACGAUGCCAGAGAGGCAGCUGAACAUGUGUAACUUCCAAAAGGGCACGCUGGUCCACUUGAGCAAAGAAGGGCUGCACUCUGCGGUCGGCGAAGUGGUGCUUUGGGAUGAGGGAAAGUUGGUGGUAGACGUUCUGGGCGAGAAGGUCAAAGUGCCGCCCACCCACCUGAUCCGCUGUGACUUCCAGAAGCACUCCACAGUCCACGUGUUGUCAAAGCCGGAGGCCAGUGACAAGGUUUAUCAGAUCGGCGAAGGACUCUAUUCACUUGCUGGAGGGCUCCGUGAUGGCAAGCUGAUCCUGAACACGAACGAUGGUUACGACUUUUUCGAUCCAGAGCAGUUGGCACUGGCGAAGAUCCAGAGGGGUGACUACGUCAUCGCCCCCAAUGGGCAAACAGGCUGGGCCCGGGGCAUCGAUGCCGACCGGCUCCACUUCAGCGUGCAGUUCGAAGGCUUCGCAGAGGCGAGCUUCGCUCCAUCGGAGCUGCGGCGCAGCCCCCUGCAGAAGGACACGUUGGUGACGUGGACGCUUCACUAUGAGGACGUUCCCAAGGGUACCGUGGGAGAGGUGCAGACUUUGAACAUGAAGGAUGGAAGGAUGAGGGUCCGGUUCCCCAAGGGAACAUGGAACUUCCGAGUGUCACAGUUGAGACCUCUGCGCUUUCAACCCGGGGACUAUGUGCAGUGGAAGAAGCAUGAUGAAGAUAUUCCUGAAGGUGACAUUGGUGAAGUGGUGAGACUCAAGGAGAAUGGAAAGAUCUACAUCCAGUGGCCCAAGUGCUUGUGCAGUUUCUGGCCCAGCAGUUUAAAGUUGCUUCCAGCGACGGGAUCUGGUCCAUUGGGCCUCUGCGGAUGAUGACAUCCCCACAGGAAGUAUUGGACGAGUGCGGGGCAUCAAAUAUUCCGAUGGGGGCUCGCGACUCUAUGUGAACUUUCCCAAGGGAGCUUGGGCCUUCUCUCCUGGUGAUUUGACCAGCGCCAAUUGGACCACUGCCGGCAUUCAUCGCCUCAAGAUGUUCGAUGCCUUGGACAAGGACGAGAAUGGCUCUCUUUCGGUGGAGGAGUUUGUGGACUAUGUCUUUCAGGAUGCAGAUCGGGAGAUCACCGAUGGCUUCCGCGAGCACGUUGGGCUUGAAAAGCCUGGAACAAGUUGAAAAGUGCUCGCGUUUUCUUGGGCGUCUCUGCAUUUUGCAAGAUGUCGUUCUGAGAUGCCACGUUUACAUCUACAUACCCUGUUUACGGCUGCAAUUCUGAUCAAUUCUUCAGAUUGAAUGCCAAACAGUUUCACCGGCUGAUCCAACUGAAAUUGAAUUUAAAUGCCCUCGCCAUCGAAGAAAAA